AAACAUUGGUCAAAUUCAACGCUGAAGGGUACGAUUUGGAAUCCAACCCCAAAAUGCUAUGACAUUGUAGAAUUGCAUAAAUCAGAGAUGCCCUUUAUUGAUCUUACUAUGUGCCCAACUACUCCAACUGAUCAAGUUGAAAAAAACAAACUCAACAUUGGGCCUCAAUAUUUAUCCAAUAAUGAGGAAGAAAGUGAUGUAGGUCAACCAAACAGGAAAGUGGAUAUUGCUACAGAAAUAUUAGCGGAUACUAAUGAAAGCAUGUUUGAAGUGCAUCAUUUAUUAAAUUCCACGCCGACUGACAAAGUCGAAAACUCUAUACCAGAACGCUGUAGAAGUGUUGUAGAAUCAAUUUCGAAAGUGUGGCAAUUACUUAAUCCCAAUGGCAAUUCCGUUCCAACUGGUCGGGUGCAAAAAAUCAGACUUAAUAGAAGAAUAUUAAAUCCUCCAAAAAGGACAAUGGAUACAAAUUUCAAAGAUAAACUGAACUUAAUUGAAAGAUCGUUGAAAAAGAAAUGCACAGAAACAAGCGAUCAUACAAGUACAGAUAUAAAUAGAAGGAGCUAUCCUGAGGAUUCAAGUGAUAAAGAUUUGUCGAACAGUUGUUCGAUUCAGGAUUCAAGCACAACAAGCGCUGAUGACUUGGAGUCAAUUGCAGAUCUGAACGAAAACAUAUUUAAGCCGGUAAGCGCCAUAAAAUAUGUGUUCAUUUCAAUUUAUUUGUAA
Molecule: messenger RNA, 726 nt
Organism: Teleopsis dalmanni
Lineage: Eukaryota; Metazoa; Arthropoda; Insecta; Diptera; Diopsidae
Exons: 5
Source: RefSeq, a predicted model, not a curated record